UCCCCUUAGGGUUUCUAUCCCUGACUCUGUAAAUCCGCUGAGGAAAUUAGGGUUUUUUUAAGGGGGAACUAUUGAUUCUGCAAUGAUUUCAAAUUUAUAUAGAAGAAGAAAUCAAGUUUCUUUGAGGAGAUUUGCUGAUUCGUUCUGGGUUUUUUUAUGGUGAGCUUUGAUCUGCUUAGGUUUCAGUGUGAAUUGUGCAGAUUGGAAGAGAUUUUCUGGUUCUUUCUAUUGUUUUUAUCUGGAACUGUUGAUUGUGCAUAGGCUUCCGUGUUAUUUCUGAAGAAGGAAAUUAAGGUCUGAAUUCUACAGAGAAGUAAGAUACCGAUGUAUUAAAUCCACAUAGAGCAAGGAAUUUAGGGAUUAUUCUUAGUGAUCUUCUGAUUGUAUCUAGAGUUUGGUUAUGGGCGUCUUCUGAUUCCUUAAGUGAUGGAAAACAAGGAAAUCUACCAUGAAAAGCAAAGAUUACAGUUUUGCCUCCUCCACGCCCUCAAUAAUCUUCUUCAGGGAAAGGACUCAUUCACAAGGUCAGAUUUGGAUGACAUUGCCAACAAACUGGAUCUUAUCGACCCAAACAAGGAAGGCCAGAGUCCCCUUUCUCUGAUUUGGAAAUCCCACCAUAAUUCCCUCACAGGAAACUACGACAUAAAUGUCCUAAUUUCAGCACUUGAGGGAAGAGGAAAGAGAGUAGUAUGGCAUGACCUGAGAAAGGGUGCCUCUUCAAUUGAUCUUUCUCUCUCUAACAUUUCUCUUAUUGGGGUUCUGCUCAAUGUCCCUGUGAGGAAACUGGGCGGUCUUUGGAGGAGUCGACACUGGGUUGCUUUGAGAAUGAUAAAUGGGAUUUGGUACAAUUUGGACAGUGAUCUCAAGGCGCCAAAACCCUUUGAAAAUGUGGAUGAAGUGGUGACAUUCUUGGAUGCAAUCCUUAGUCAAGGUGGACAGAUUUUAACCAUCUUGGAGGGCAAUCAUUGACUUAGUUUUAUCUUUUUAGAUAGUUAACAGUGAUAGUGAGGCAAUACAAAUACUUUGCAAUAGGUGUAAAAGUGUGAACAAACAGAGGCAUCACCAAGAAGAGAGAGUAGGCCUCAAAGGAAGAAGCCAUAGAAGCG
This is a messenger RNA of Amborella trichopoda, 1106 nucleotides long. RefSeq names its product JOSEPHIN-like protein (gene JOSL). Lineage: Eukaryota; Viridiplantae; Streptophyta; Magnoliopsida; Amborellales; Amborellaceae. Gene Ontology annotation, biological process: protein deubiquitination. The record is from RefSeq and is a predicted model, not a curated record. Gene Ontology annotation, molecular function: cysteine-type deubiquitinase activity.